AUGAGUCUCCUCAACCUACCCCCUGAGAUCUUGCUCAUGAUUGCGGAUCACUGUGAGUCCCAACAUGAUAUCAACUCUUUUGUGAAGGUCAAUCGACACCUGUGGGGCGUCAUGAACCUCCACCUUCAUCGAUACAACAUCGUUCGCCAUGAAGGCAAAGGCCUCAACUGCGCCGCAGUGAAAGACCUACCAAACUCGGCUCGAAAUUUCAUCCAGGCUGGUAUCCGGGACAAGGUCUCACACUGGGAUCGCAUGCCUCUCAUUCUUGCAUCCCAGCUCGGAAAUGUGCCCGUCCUAAGCACCCUCCUCAAGGCAGUGAUCAGCCUCCUCCUUGGCCACGGCGCGGAUGCUGAAGCCACCAUCAACGAAUCAAUGCGACCCCUUGACUGUGCGUUCCAGAGCCAGCAUAUCGAUGCUUUUCAGCUUUUGAUUACCCAAGGUGCCAAGGUACAGACUUCAGAUAUUCCUAGAUUGAUCUCCAAGUGGGAAUUCUUAGCUGCUGUUAUGGCAACGGACACAGAAUCAACGAUCAACGUCAAUUACCGAAAGAACGGCAAACCCAUCCUUCACAUUGCCGCCAGUGGGGGUUACCGAGACUCUGCUAAGAUUCUCAUCGGGAGAGGGGCAAAUAUCGAGGCCGAAGACCACAAGGGCAUGACUGCUCUACAAGUCAGUGUUUCUCGCGGCCAAAAAAAUAUGGUUGACCUGUUCCUGGAGCUUGGCGCAGACUUCACGAAGACAGACCACAAAGGAAAUACGCCAUUGCAUUAUGCUGCUAAUAAUCAUCGCAUUUGCUGGCAAUCCAGAGAAGCCAUCGCCACAGCUCUCCUCGAGAAAGGCGCUGAUAUCGAAGCUCGCAACAAGUAUCUCGAGACACCGCUUUGGCACGCCGUGAGGAAGCGAUCUGAGCCCAUUACCAAGCUACUGAUUGAGAAGGGAGCCGAUAUAGAGCCUCGAAACAGGCGCGGAGAAACGCCGUUCAUUUGCGCAGUGAGAAAAAAGUCGCACAGUGUUGCUCAACUGUUGAUUGAGAAGGGUUGCGAUACCCAGGUGGCAAACAACAAGGGACGGACUGCUUUGGAUAUUGCCAAGAGCCAAGUCAACAGGCCAAUGUUCCGCCUCGUGUCCGCGAACGUGAAUGCACGGUCCUCAAAAAGAAAGUAG
Penicillium maclennaniae is the source of this 1164-nucleotide messenger RNA. RefSeq names its product ankyrin repeat domain-containing protein. The record is from RefSeq and is a predicted model, not a curated record. Gene Ontology annotation, molecular function: protein binding. Bases 1 to 1164 code for a protein of 387 amino acids. NCBI's taxonomy places the organism in Eukaryota, Fungi, Ascomycota, Eurotiomycetes, Eurotiales, Aspergillaceae. Gene Ontology annotation, biological process: protein localization to T-tubule; regulation of cardiac muscle contraction. Gene Ontology annotation, cellular component: T-tubule. The transcript has 2 exons.